GUAAAUGGAAUUUUUAAUUUCAGGUGAUCUGAAGACAUUUUGGACACAAAUGGAAGACAGAAGAGUGGACUUUAUAUUUGAGCAGGUGCAAAAGGUGCUGCUGUUGCUGAAGCAAAAGAUCAAGGAUGGAACUGCCACAAACCAAGAUUGCUGCCAGGCAUGGACUCUGGUGAAUCAAGCUAAUCUAAGUGAUCUCUUAACCUCAACAAAAGUGAGUAAUGUAUUUGAUGGACAUGAUAUACAGGAAAACGAGCCCAAACAGCAAGCUGUGCUUAGAGAUAACAAUGCCGAAAACUCAGUAGAAAGCUGUCAUAGCAAAAAGGAGCAGAAGGAGAAAUCAGAUUCAGAGAAUGAUGAAGCACUUAGUGAAGUAAAAAAGUUACCUCUAAAACUGCAGUAUCGGAGUCACGAGUGCUCUAGUGCCUGUCUUGCCAAGAGACCACUGAACUCCUACAAGGGUGAAAAUCCUCUUAAGAUACCGGUUCUGUUUCACUUCCAAAGACGACAUGCAAAAGCUGACUGCCUCUCAAAAUCAUUGGAUGUGAAUUACAGAGCUCCCUGUGGAAGGAGUCUGAAAAGCUUUCAAGACGUGCAGCGUUACUUGUUUGAAACAGAGUGCAAUUUCUUGUUUGUUGAUCACUUCUCUUUCAACACAUACGUACUGUUAAGCCGGAAUACUGUAAAUCCCAACCCGCUUGUGUUCGAGUUUGACAUUAGCAAUGGAGCCGAGUCUGUGCCUAUUUCCUUCUCAAACAAUAUUGAUCGUGCGAGAUUACCCUAUUUUAAAUAUCGGAGGGCAUCAUGGCCACGUGGAUAUUAUCUCAACAAUUUCUCCAGCAUGUUUGUUGACUCCUGUGAUUGUACAGAUGGCUGCAUUGAUAGGUCAAAAUGUGCAUGUCUGCAGCUAACCGCAAAAGGCUGUAGUAAAAUUUCUCUAUCUCCAAAUACUAAAACAUCUUGUGGAUACAAUUAUAAAAGACUGGAGGGACCUGUUCCUAGCGGAAUUUAUGAGUGUAGUGUGUCAUGCAAGUGUGACAAAAUGAUGUGUCAGAACAGAGUUGUGCAGCACGGCAUCCAAGUUCGGUUGCAAGUGUUCAACACAGAGAAGAAGGGCUGGGGUGUCCGCUGCCUGGACGAUAUCGAUAAGGGCACGUUUGUUUGUACUUAUGCAGGCAGAUUAAUGAGUAGAGCUGAAGUUCAAGUAUUGCGAGGUGCUGAUCAAGAGCUGAAAGAGCAAGGGGCUGUGAAUGACAGAGGGCACAGCUUUUUUCCAAAAAAAAGAAAACUUGACAGUGGUUGUUCAGACUCUGAGGUUGAACUAGUGCAGACUGACAAAGAUCACGUUCUUGAGAAGCAGGAGUCUUUGUCUCAGACUGUGACAGAUGAAAAUAAAUCAACUGUGGUUUGUCCAGGGAAUCUGAAUAUAGCAGGCACGAGAAGGUCUGGAUCUAGAAUAGCUGUUCUUCACAACUGCCAGCUAGAAAUGGAAGUUGAUACCUUGGUGCACAGCGCCAGCUCAGAUGAAGAUAACAGUUAUCAGCCUCACCAGUCAAGCACAACAAAACUCACCUCUGGAACAAAAAAAGGAAAAGAAAAGUCUGAUGAGCAGCAGAAGGAAGAGUAUCCGAUGCAAACUGGAGAGAUGGAACUCGCUGGUGAGGAUGGUGCAGAAGGCAAAGGGAAGCCCCUGUCUCAGGAGGGUGCUGCCUGUGGCCCGUCAGCUGUGCUGGAUGAUGCUCAUGCUGUGAGGCAGUCCAAAAACGUGCCGCAAAAAGCUGACUGCGCAGAGGAAAGAUGCAGGCAGUCAAAACAAAAGGCAUUUUGUGAGGAGGCUGAUGAUGACAAGGCACUUCUGAAGAAUGCGAAUGACGAAAAUAUUUAUGUACUGGAUGCCACAAAAGAAGGAAAUGUGGGUCGUUUUCUUAAUCACAGCUGCUGCCCAAAUCUCUUUGCACAGAGUGUUUUUGUAGAGACUCACAACAGAAGUUUCCCAUGGGUGGCGUUCUUCACAAACAGGCACGUGAAAGCCGGCACAGAACUCACGUGGGACUACGGUUAUGAAGCUGGGAGCUUGCCGGAGACAGAGGUUUCCUGUCAGUGUGGAUUUCAGAAGUGCAGGAAAAAAACCUUGUAA
Molecule: messenger RNA, 2134 nt
Organism: Tinamus guttatus (white-throated tinamou)
Lineage: Eukaryota; Metazoa; Chordata; Aves; Tinamiformes; Tinamidae
Source: RefSeq, a predicted model, not a curated record